AGGAAGACAAUCAACACUACAGCCAUGAGGCCCGCAAUCUCAGUGACCCUUGAACCUGGUCUGGAGCGAGGCAUCCCCUGGGGGAGGGAUCUGUACACAUUUGUGACUUCAGCAGCCGGUCACAUGAUGCGCACCCUUCAGAAGCCUCGGAAGAACAGACCAUCCAAGCGUCAGGUUAAUCAUCGCCGCUUCCUGCAUAACAUGAUCCAGCGAAAGUUUGCAGACAUUGAGGCGGCCAAUCAUCGGCUGGCGUCCUCACUUUAUUGCAGCAGCGAGGUUCAAACAUCGUCCAGCUCUGACUCAACCAAACAGUCUGCUGACACGACUUCAGGUGUCCGUUUACCUGGUAACUUAUUGGUUAACCAGCACCACAGCAACACGCUGACUGAGAAAGCACACAAUGGAGAUGACUCCGACCACACUGACCCGGGUGAAAAGAAACAGAUGGACGCUGGACAUCUUUGGAAGCGACAACCAAAGUCACAAAAAAGAGCAAAAGAAAAUCCAAAAUCGACCAGCUCUCUUGAAUGCUCACAUGUUGAUGAGGGAAUCUCUCUGUCAGAAGACCGAACCCUGCAUGUUUUUGAAGACAUGUGUGGCCAAAAUACUGUUGCUGCACCCAUUACUUCUCCACUGUCCUUUCCGUCCUGUGAAUUUGCCAUUCAGAUGUAUCAUGACGGUUCCUUCAGCAGUCAGAGGAGCAUGACAGAGAGUUCCUGGUCAGACAUCUUGGACUUGUUCAGUUUGGACAGUCAAGAGUUAGAACCUGAUGUGGAUGCCUACUUUGAAAGCAUCGCUGCUUAUGAUAGUGAUGACGCAUUUACUGACCACUUGGCUGACAACACUCAAGGACAACACAGUAGCACACCUGAGGUGGCAUAUGAACACAUUGUCCAGAACCAACUCUGGUCUGAGCGUGAAGAAGGUCGUCAUGGCGAUGUGGGAUGGAUCAGUAGUGAAGGCAGUGUAGAGGUUCAGCAUUGGACCAACCACCAACUCCACGCAUCAUUUCCCAGUCCUGAUGUCCCCGAGCGUCAUUCCUGUAUGAUGCAAAAUUCUGUAAAUAUUCAGACCUUGACACCGUUUGAGGGAGUUGCUCAGUCAUUUCCUGCUUCAAGUCAAGCUCACGAGUCGCGACCUCUAUCAAGACUUCCCAGUGAGGACGACUGGUUGUCCACUGACAUCCUCGGAUCUUGUACCUGCUAAUUAAUAUGUCCAUGUGUGUUUGCCUCGUAUAUCACUUUUUAUUUUUCCUGUGAUUGCUUUACUAUGUCAUGACUGCAUUAGAUCGACAAAGUGACUUCACACU
Synchiropus splendidus (mandarinfish) is the source of this 1309-nucleotide messenger RNA. RefSeq lists its product as uncharacterized. The coding region runs from base 25 to 1206 and encodes 393 amino acids. The record is from RefSeq and is a predicted model, not a curated record. The transcript is spliced from 3 exons. Lineage: Eukaryota; Metazoa; Chordata; Actinopteri; Syngnathiformes; Callionymidae.